Messenger RNA from Oreochromis niloticus (Nile tilapia), 2899 nucleotides. Its product is annotated as ATP-binding cassette sub-family B member 6, mitochondrial. The record is from RefSeq and is a predicted model, not a curated record. Gene Ontology annotation, biological process: transmembrane transport; heme transport. Gene Ontology annotation, molecular function: ATP hydrolysis activity; ATP binding; ABC-type heme transporter activity. Lineage: Eukaryota; Metazoa; Chordata; Actinopteri; Cichliformes; Cichlidae. The transcript has 20 exons. The coding region runs from base 268 to 2820 and encodes 850 amino acids. Gene Ontology annotation, cellular component: vacuolar membrane.
AAGAAGAAGAAGAACUGGGAGGACUCCGAACACCGGCUUCAUCAGUGUGACACACAGCUGGCGGUAGUAAUGACAGACACAUAGCUGUGAGUUAUUGUGCUCUCAGUGUCAUGACUAAAUGUCGUUUGGACUACAGUUAGAGACGAUAAGCAAGCUAAUAACAGCUCGGAGGACUCGCUCGUCUCCCUGGAGUAGCCUCGGUUACUAACAAGUGGACUGUGUACAGUGUUUGGACUUGACAGCUGCCUGCCUGGGGAAGCUGCAGUCAUGGUGUUUAUGCAGAGCUACUGUGAUGCAAAUUCCUCCAUCUCCAUAACCUGGGUGGAUGAAGGCAUCGCCCCCUGCUUCUACUUCACACUGGUCCCCACCAUCCUGCUCUCCCUCUCCUUCCUCCUUGGCACCAUCCACUGCAUAUGCUACCAAAAGUAUGGCACGCAAAUGGAACGCAAGUUCAUUCCUCGCGCCCGCCUCUAUGGUUUUCAGCAGGUCCUCCACGUCUUUCUGAUCAUCCAGUUUCUGGGUGGAAUCAUUUGGAGAGCCGCGAGUGCAGAUGAGCUUCCAGGGUAUGUGGUGCUGUAUGGCUGCUUUUCCAUCCUGGGAUGGGCCUGGGCUAUGGCUCUACUCAGGGUGGAGAGGCGCAGGGUCCUGGUGUCGGAUCGGACAAGAGGACACAGUGCCGUCCUGCUGCUGUUCUGGGCUGUAGCUUUCUGUGCUGAGAACCUGGCUUUUAUCUCCUGGUACAGCCCUCAGUGGUGGUGGGGCCUGGAGAACAAACCACAACAGGUGCAGUUGUUCCUGUGGAUGAUGCGCUACAUUAGCACUGGGCUGCUCUUCUUCAUUGGUCUCAAAGCUCCAGGCUUGCCGAGAAGACCUUACAUGCUACUGAUAAAUGAAGAUGAGCGUGACGUAGAAAAUGGUGGACAGAGCCUGUUGGGAAGAUCAGAGGAGAACCAGUCCACCUGGAAGGGUUUUUGGAAGAAGAUCCGUCUGCUUGUUCCCUACAUGUGGCCGCAAGGCAACAAGUUUCUCCAGCUGCUGGUCCUCUUCUGUUUGGGGCUGCUGGGAGUGGAGAGGGCUGUUAAUAUCUUUGUACCUAUUUACUCCAAGUAUAUUGUGGAUGAACUGACUGAUGGCAGCAGCUGGCACAUUUUAGCCGUUACAGUGUGUAUUUAUGUCCUGCUCAAGCUCCUGCAGGGCGGCGGAGCAGGUUCCUCUGGAUUUGUCAGUAACAUACGCACUUUCGUCUGGAUCCGCGUGCAGCAGUACACCAAUCGACUGGUUCAAGUCAAUCUGUUUGGCCACCUGCACUCCCUCUCUCUGCGCUGGCAUCUGAGCCGCAAAACUGGUGAAGUACUGAGAAGUAUCAACCGUGGCACGUCUUCCGUUAACAACUUGGUCAGCUACAUAGUGUUCAGCAUCUUUCCAACCAUUGCUGAUAUUGUCAUCGCCAUCAUCUACUUCAUCACUUAUUUCAAUGCCUGGCUUGGCCUUAUUAUCUUCAUCUGCAUGACCUUCUACCUCACUAUGACGAUCAUCAUCACUGAAUGGAGAACCAAGUACAGACGAGAAAUGAAUCGGAUGGAUAACGCUGCCAAGGCCAAGGCUGUGGACUCCUUGUUAAACUUUGAGACGGUAAAAUACUACAAUGCAGAGAACUAUGAGGUCGGCCGGUUUGAGGGUGCAAUCUUAAAUUAUCAGGCUUCAGAGUGGAGGGCGCAGGCAUCUCUGGCCUUGCUCAAUCAAACCCAGAAUGUCGUCAUUGGAUUAGGACUUCUAGCAGGCUCCUUGCUCUGUGCAUACUUUGUCACAGAGGGAAAGUUUCAGGUUGGAGAUUAUGUUCUCUUCGGUACCUACAUCAUCCAAAUGUACAUCCCACUCAACUGGUUUGGAACAUACUACAGGAUGAUCCAGACUUCCUUUAUUGACAUGGAAAACAUGUUCCAACUUUUCGAAGAAGAUCAAGAGGUGAAGGAUGAAGUAAAUGCAGGAAAUCUUCUCUUUAAACUGGGGAAAGUGGAGUUUGAAAACGUUUACUUUAGCUACAUAAAUGGCAUGGAGAUUCUCAGGGCUGUGUCCUUCACAGUUCUUCCAGGACAGACGGUUGCACUGGUUGGGCCGUCGGGAUCUGGGAAAAGCACAAUCAUUCGACUGCUUUUCCGUUUCUAUGAUGUUCAGGGAGGCUGCAUUCGCAUUGAUGGCCAGGAUGUAUCAAAGGUGAAACAGGCAUCUCUGCGAUCUCAUAUCGGCGUGGUUCCCCAGGAUACCGUGCUGUUCAACGACACCAUCCGGGAUAACAUUCGCUAUGGUUGCACCACUGCUAGUGACCAGGAGGUGGAGGAGGCUGCUGUCGCUGCUGAUAUCCAUGAUAAAAUCAUGACCUUCCCUGAUGGUUAUGAUACCCAGGUGGGGGAAAGAGGACUGAAGCUGAGUGGAGGAGAGAAGCAGAGGGUGGCUAUCGCCAGAACUAUCCUCAAAGCACCACAAAUCAUCCUGCUGGAUGAGGCCACAUCUGCCCUGGACACACAGACAGAGCGCAACAUCCAGGCCUCUCUGGCCAAAGUCUGUGCCAAUCGUACUACAGUGGUUGUAGCUCACAGGCUGUCUACCAUCAUCGGAGCAGACCAGAUCCUGGUUGUCAAUGAAGGGCGGAUUGCUGAGCGGGGACGACAUGAAGAAUUGCUACAAAAAGGAGGUUUAUAUGCAAACAUGUGGACGAAGCAACAACAGGCUCAGGACUCAGAUUCAUCAUCAGACACCGAAAUCAAAUAUCGCAAGUCUGAGAAACUGCAGCCACCAUCCUCAGGACACCACGGGCACUGAAUGAAUUUGCUUUAAGAAAAAAAACUGUUAGCACUUUUAUUCUUUGUUGUGAUUGUGAAAAGGUUAUGUUUGAUUUAAA